UGAAGAUGGCGGGAAGCCGAAAACGCAUUUGACAGACCGAAACAGCGAUGAUAGGCAACCGGAAACGACCAACUUUGCCAUCCCGAAGACGACAUGAUUCCUAAGAAUCGGCCGUUUGGGCGGAAUAAUCACCUUAAUUUUCAUCUGCCUUUGUUUCUAUUGGUCAAUUAUUUUCCACAACGAAAUGAUGUCAAUAGGCAGAAGUUUUCUUAUCGAAUUUCACCCUUCUAACCGUUAGUUUUGAAAAAUACACCUCAUGACAGGCAUAGCAACGAGAUGUUUAUCGGUUGUCGUAUUGACUCGUUUAUGUUUAAUAAUAUAUCUACAAUCUCUGUCAUGUCUGAUCAGGAUGAAAUCAUUAGCGAAAGCCAUUUUUAUAAUCAUCUAACGCUUGGGCUACACAAGACUUUAAGCGAUAUACCAGGUGUGCACGAUAUAAAGCUUGAACACAGGGAACCAUGUGAGAAAGCUUCUGUAAACGCUUGGGAACAAAGGCAUUCCUGCAUUAUGCCCUUUGAUCUAAAAAACUUCUACUUGUCAACUGAUGGAUUCCAUAUGACUUGGUCAUACAUGAUUGGAGGUGAAAGUGUAUCGAUAGGAACAUUGCAGAUCAACCCGCUUGCUAAGCUACAAAGAAUUGCCGGAUUAUCUUCUGCUACUGUCGACUCUGAUGGAUAUCCGACACUUCUCGAUUUAGAUCUACUUAUACCCAAAAACCAUCAAGAAAUCCCCCUAUUUAAAUCGACUUGCAAAAUAUUCUGCCUGGACUCUUGUGGGAAUAUGGCCACGGUUUGUUUGGUGUAUGUUGAAUGCAAAUUGAAUCCAAGUAUAUGGCUUCUUGACCGAAGCUUAGAAUGGCAUUUUUUAGCAUCAUCAUUUACACAAUAUUUCCGUAUGAUGCUUGUCUACCACGGAUUGCCCGAAUGGCAGCUCAAACUAACUCCAAUGGGCUUAGCUCCUUGGGCUGAGCAAAUAGUGUAUUCUUUUAUGCCACACUUGAACUCGCCAACAUUUUUAAGGAAAAACUUCAUUAAUUAUGAGUCACAAUUAGACUCAUCUAUUUUUAAAGUGAGGACUAAGCAUACUAGAAAGAGCAAGACAGCUGAAUUUAAUGAACAACAUGAAUCAGCUAAGAAGUUACAGUAGAAAUUUUUUUCCAUGUGUGUACAAGUAUUCAAAAAUAUACAUGAUAAGAAAAUAAAAUGCAGGACCAGAUUAAAUGAGAUUAGAUAUAUGAAAAGUUACAAAAAUGGAUGACGCUUCUAAUAAAGGAGGUUAAAAAGAAAAACUGGGUUUAUUUUAAGAACCCUUCUUUAAAGCCGUAAACACAAAUUUGUAUAGAAAAAUAAAUAAAUAAAAAAUUAAUUAAUUAAUAAAGGAGGAAUUUUUGGACUGGAUUAGCCCAGAACUGUUUUUCCCGGGUGUCCCGUUGUUAUAUUUAAAAAUUCCUAACAACUAUGGAUUUUAUCCAAAUUCAAUGUUGUGACAAAUUUGAAAAGCAGGAAUGUUCUACUUUCAGCCUACAUCAAUAUCGCUUAGAUUUUUAAGUCAUUAGAAGUUAAAAAAUAAGGAUGAAAUCAACAAAAACACUAUAAACAUUUUAUUUUAUUUCUCUAGUUCUAAUUUAUUCACUAAGGCAAUGCUUGUGCAUGUGCUUUAUACAGUUCUAAAUCCAUAUAAAGUUUCUGGUAGAUUGGUAGAGUUUUAGAUUUAUCACCAUUUUUGAGAUUUAAAAAAAAUAUAUAUAAUAUAGUUGUUUUUCAGGGUUAACCUAGUUUGUUGAAUCAUUUGGUCCCUACAUUAAAAUUAUAUUCCUUUAUGGUUCCAUAAGCAAAAAAAUGUCUUAAAAAAAUCAGAUUUGUCUUAAGCACACUUUAAAGCCCAUAAAUCCCAAUUUUUAUAGCAAACAAAAAUUAUGCUCCGUUUCAUUUAAAAAUUCACGACAACUAUGGAUUUUGUUAAUUUAUUCAAAUUCAAUGUUAUGGCAGUCGUUAAAAAGCUGAAUUGUUCUACUUUCAUCCUACGUCAAUAACACUUCAAUUUUAUCAUUAAAAGUGGACAAAAUGAGGAUGAAAACAACAAA
Molecule: messenger RNA, 2083 nt
Organism: Cimex lectularius (bed bug)
Lineage: Eukaryota; Metazoa; Arthropoda; Insecta; Hemiptera; Cimicidae
Product: tubulin polyglutamylase complex subunit 2-like
Exons: 6
Coding region: 277-1146 (289 amino acids)
Biological process (GO): protein polyglutamylation
Source: RefSeq, a predicted model, not a curated record